Molecule: messenger RNA, 1519 nt
Organism: Polychytrium aggregatum
Lineage: Eukaryota; Fungi; Chytridiomycota; Chytridiomycetes; Polychytriales
Product: major facilitator superfamily domain-containing protein
Exons: 10
Coding region: 110-1519 (469 amino acids)
Biological process (GO): transmembrane transport
Cellular component (GO): membrane
Molecular function (GO): transmembrane transporter activity
Source: RefSeq, a predicted model, not a curated record
CCGUCGAGAACUCUUAUAAGGAUCGAUGCCAUUGGAUCCCUGGGCUGCAGCAGGAUCGACGUCGCAUCCGAUGACUGACCUCCACCGCUGCCAGUCCUGAAGCCGGUCCAUGAUGCCUGAAUACGAUCUCCAGGAGCAACAGCUAGUCAAGCGUCUUGAUCUCAAGAUCCUCCCGAUGCUGAUGGCGAUGUGCGUGUGGCACACAUUGGUUCGCACGAAUCUUUCUCCGGGAUCACUCAUGAACAUUGACAGCGAGAGCGCAAUGGCGCGAGAACUCAACCUGUCGCCGCCCGAGCUCCAGUGGAUAUCGCUGUCGUUUUAUAUCGCCUCGGCACUAUUUGCACUCCCAUCAAAUCUGGCAAUCGGGAUAUUUCGACCAUCUAGGUGGCUCGCCAACAUGAUGGUGUUGUGGGGAAUCAUAGGGUCGGCUAUGGCGGCCCUCCAAGACGUUGGUGGCUUUGUGGCCAUCAAGGUAUUUCUGGGCAUCACAGGAGGAGGAUAUCUCCCAGCCGUGAUGCUGUACAUGACAUUCUUUUACACCCAGCAAGAGCGCGGAAGGCGCUUUGCGUUGAUUCUGGCCUUUGUCGGGCUCAUCGAAGCUUGCUCUCCGUUCCUCGCCCUGGUUCUGGAAGAAAUCGAUGGGAUCUUUGGCCUUUCGGGAUGGCGCUGGCUCUUCCUUGGCGAAGGCUUGGGAUGCCUUAUCAUUGGACUUUUGAGUUUCAAGUGUCUGGCAGACUAUCCUUCAACCGCAUCGUAUCUUACUGUGGCAGACCGGGUGCUUGGUUCAUCUCGACUGCAAGACCAGGAGUCCCAGAAUGAAGCGGCCUCCGAGUUCAAUCCGAUUGCAGACAACGUCAAGAGCCUCCCAACUCGUACGUUUCAUUACUACCAACUCACCAACUGCAUCCAGAGCUACCAGCUCUGGAUGCAAGCGAUUCUAUUCAUGGCUCUCCGAAGCUCGCUCGACUAUACGACGAUCCUGAUAGAGCAGUUUUCCUUGGAGAUUGUGCACACGUAUUUGCCCUCGACAGAGCACGGUUCGGGACACUCAUCCAACAUCCCAAUUUCGGCCUUCAACGUAUACGGACAGCUUUUGACGACGCUGCCGUUUGUUGUUACCAUCCCGCUUGCACUGAAGCUUGCAGAGUGGAGCGACAGUAGUCAGAGUCGCAGCUAUGCUCUCGGUCUUUCUGUGGGAAUUUCAGUCGGGUCGCUGCUUGCACUGGUGUGGAUGCCAGAGAUAGCUCCUGUGCACUACAUCUUUCUGGUGGCAGCGACCGUGGGAAGCGCAUCGGCACAAGCGAUCCUCAUGGCAUUCUCGCUCGAAGACUCCCGCGGAACGACUCAUCGAGCAUCGACGAUUUCUAUCCUAAUUGCGAUGGGCUAUGUGGGCGGCGGAAUCGUGGUGCCCUUGUGUCUAGGGGCCGACGGCACCUACAAGGCUAGACACAAGCCCUCGCUCUUGGAGGAGUACUUUGGACGAGAUAUCGAUCAGGACAGCAAGACCAAGGACAUCUGA